Wyeomyia smithii (pitcher-plant mosquito) is the source of this 3081-nucleotide messenger RNA. RefSeq names its product protein gooseberry-neuro (gene gsb-n). The transcript is spliced from 6 exons. Gene Ontology annotation, biological process: regulation of transcription by RNA polymerase II; anatomical structure development. The record is from RefSeq and is a predicted model, not a curated record. NCBI's taxonomy places the organism in Eukaryota, Metazoa, Arthropoda, Insecta, Diptera, Culicidae. Gene Ontology annotation, molecular function: RNA polymerase II cis-regulatory region sequence-specific DNA binding; DNA-binding transcription factor activity, RNA polymerase II-specific. The coding region runs from base 902 to 2308 and encodes 468 amino acids.
UCGUGGUACGACUUUUGGCAAGCGGACCGUACAGCUUCAUAGCGCGAACGCGCCGUCGCGGUCAGCUCGCGAAACCCAAAUCGAACGGAGACAAAACCGAAGUCGAUCCCCGUCGCCGCCGCUGGCAAACUGGAAACCCCACAGAACUAGGACAUCUGUUGCUGCAGGUGCGCAAUCGUUCACAGUUGCAGAUCAUCGAUUAGUCGUAAUCUACCGGGAAGCAAGCAGUAGCGAUGACGCGGGUCCGUCGGGAAACAGCGCCCGUACCAGUCAGCAGCUUAAAAUAUUUCUUUUAUUAUUAUGAUAUUUAGUUGCUGAUGGAAUCAAUUAAUAACAGAAAAAUCUCAAAACCACUUAGUGUUCCAAUAGAGCACAAUAGAACAAGCGCUAUCAAAGCUUCGAGUACCGAUAGCGAUCGAUGAACGCCCUAUCAUCGAUUAGGUUUUCAGCCGCUUCAGAUCAAACGGAUAACUGGUUCGAAACAACGUGUCACGGUCCGGUAGAGCGGUGGGAUCCUCAUAUGAGGAAUGUGUACCAAACCUCUAAGGCAAAUAUGAAGGCGUGAAUAACGCGAAUUAUAUAGCAGUGAAACGACGCCACUAAUAACAGUGACAGAGUGAAGAUAAUGUUGGUGUUAAUGGUCGAAAAUUAAUUGCUAAUUAGUGAACGGUCCUGUCGGUGUGUGGAACUGGAAAAAAAAGGGAAACGCGGUGUAAGAAAAUUGAAGUGUAAUUUCCGCGGCGGAACGAGCGCCUCACAGUGACGAGUUCCGAUCGGAUGGUUCGUGCGAGUGCAAUGUAGGGAAAAAAAGUACACGGAGUUGCUGAUGGUGAUCGAGAGUCGCAUGUGUUUGCUUUAAUUUUAUAUCUAGUGGAAGAAAACAUUCAGGGUGUUUGCGAAGAUGGAUAUGUCAGGAACCAUGUCUGGAGCGAAUGGCCUCAAUAUGAGGCCCUUGUUCAGCGGAUAUCCUUUCCAAGGCCAAGGUCGCGUCAACCAGCUCGGCGGCGUCUUCAUCAAUGGCCGACCGCUGCCGAAUCACAUCCGGCUGAAAAUCGUCGAAAUGGCAGCGGCCGGCGUUCGGCCGUGCGUCAUCUCCCGCCAGCUGCGGGUUUCCCACGGUUGUGUGUCCAAGAUACUGAAUCGCUACCAGGAAACCGGUUCGAUUCGUCCCGGCGUAAUCGGUGGCUCGAAACCGAAGGUGGCCACACCGGAAGUGGAGUCACGCAUCGAGGAGAUGAAGAAAAUGAAUCCCGGCAUCUUCAGCUGGGAGAUACGGGAGAAGCUAAUUAAGACCGAUCCGAGCGCGGGCUAUUGCAGCGCAGACGGCGGCCUCCACAGACAACCAGGCGCAGAGUACCGAUGUCGCGAGGAAGGCGUUUCGGAUCCCCCGAGUGUUUCAUCCAUCAGCCGGUUACUGCGCGGUGGCAGCGGUGGCCCGGGCGACGGCCGAAAGGACGACGACGGGCGGAAAGAUUACAGCAUCCAUGGCAUUUUGGGAGGUCGCGGUUCCGAUUCCAGUGACACCGAGUCUGAGCCCGGAAUCCUACUCAAGCGGAAACAGCGUCGAUCUCGUACAACCUUCACCGGCGAGCAACUGGAAGCAUUGGAAAAAGCCUUCCAGCGGACACAAUAUCCGGAUGUCUACACCCGGGAGGAACUAGCUUCAUCGACCAAUCUGACCGAGGCUCGAAUUCAGGUGUGGUUUAGCAAUCGACGUGCCCGGCUAAGAAAGCACGCCGGUUCCCAGAUGGCUACGCCGCUUAGUUCGCUAGGUUCACUUCCGAUGAGCCAAUACCAUCCGGGCAUGCCAACGCAAGAAUCCUACCAGAUGGCUGCCGCUGCCAACUAUGAUUUUGUCAGCCAAAAUCCGGCGUCUUUCUCCAGCAGCUUCCAGCAUGGUCACUUCGGUGGGCAAAACUUUGGACCGAAUGCAAUGAGUUUCCAUCAAAAUAGUCAAGAAUUCAUCCCCCAUGAGUACACCAAGAUGAUGAACGAAGAGUACAUUAAGCCGGCUCAUGAGAAUUCGUCCUCGGUCAAACUGAGCCCGACGGCCGCACACGGCGGCAGUGCAACACUGAGCGAUAGUUACGCUAGCAAACUGGUCUCGGCAGCGGCGACAGCGAGUAUUGCUCCCCAAGAGUCCUCCUGGAGUCAGUCGUACCCGCCGCAUCCAGGACAAAGUUACGGUGCUAGUUUGGUAGGUGGCUGUGCCCCAACCGGGCCGUCGGCCGUACCGGCAGCGGAUUACCACCAGAUGCAGCAGGCCUACAGCAACAACAGUCUAGCGACAGCCAAGUACUGGUCAUGAUGAGGCUGUUGCCGAUUAAGCGAGCGGCUUUAUUUUCUACGCAAUGUUUCCUAUUAUUUCAAUCAGUGAAUAAGGGCGGAGUAGUUAGUGGUUGAAUCAGCUUCGGGUGUGUUGAAAUUGAGCAUUCUGUGGUGUUGUCAUUUGGCUAAUUACUAAACACAACUACGAGAAUGACGGUUUGCCACGGAUCUAUUAGUGCGAAACUACAAUCGAUUUCAAAUAAUGGCCCCUCAAGCAUCAAUAGUUUUGAAGUCAGGCGUAAAAUUCAACGGUAAACUAUGUUUACCGGCGAAUUGGGUGAGAUAGGUAACAUUGGUCCUAUUAGACUUUCAAGCAUAUCUAUUUUUCAAAGCAUUCAAUUACAGCUGCAUAGAAAAAGAGAUAAGCUUCUAUAAAGAUAUUGGAAACACUAUUUUAUGUUUGAAAUUCUGAAUAUCCGUUGCACAGGAAACGUUCCUUGUCAAGAGACCCUGACUAGACGCCCGGUUAUAUUAGUUAAUCUCCGCCUAGUGUUAAGCUUUCCCAGUUUGCAAUAGUAUUUAAUAUGCCACCUGUAAGUAGAACCCAAAUAUGACCACUCCAAAACAUUUACCAUUAAGUUGAUUUAUCAAACCAUCCUUUCGUUUAAUUAGAUUGUUCAAAAAAGUAUAGUGAUUAUGCAACUAAAUAUUUAUUCUCUGUAGCUUGUUGCAUGCUUCGUAAAAUUAUUAUCGUUAAGUACACCACUAGCACUAGAAGUAAUUCACUAAACCAAGAGCAGUGAUUUGCAAAAC